UCUAGACACAGUCUGUCAGCUCGCAGUGACGUAGCGGGCACGGCUCAGACCAGCACUCAACGUAAACUGGGUUAACGGUCUUCCUGUCCUUCCUACUGAAAACACGGGAGCACAGCACGAGGGCUUAACCAUAUCUUUAGUGACAGUCUAUCGCUGGUAAACAUAUUCGUGACGAGACAUCUUGGAAGUAAAACAGGAGAGGGAGGUGGCUGCUUGGUUGUCACAAGAGAAAAUCAUUCCACAAGACAUAUUAACUGUCAUCUGUAAGGAGGACAAACGGCUCAACUGCCCGGAUCGUAACACUUGAAAGAGUGGUGUUCUAAAGAGUGACGGGAGGCGAUAUGGUGAACUAUUAUAGUGUGCUGGGAGUGUCCAGGAAUGCCUCGCAGGAUGACAUCAAGAAGGCGUACAGGAAAUUGGCCCUGAAAUGGCAUCCGGAUAAAAAUCCAGACAACAAGGAAGAGGCAGAGAGAAAAUUCAAAGAACUUGCUGAGGCCUAUGAAGUCCUGUCUGACAAAAGCAGACGAGAUGCAUAUGACAGAUAUGGAAAUGACAAUGUGCGACACUCAGGUUCUACCACUACAGACUACUCAGACCUCCCAGAAUUCACCUUCACAUUUCGCAACCCGGAUGAGGUGUUCAGAGAGUUUUUUGGUGGACAGGAUCCUUUUGCUAGCUUUUUUGAUGACUUUGCAUCGUUUGGAGUCCCACAUUCUCGCCUUGGCCCCAGUCGAUUUUUCUCUUUUCCCUCAUCUGGAGUUGAAUUUAGCUCCUUUUCCUCCUCUUUUGGUGGUGUUGGUGGGAUGGAGAGCAUGGGAGGAUCUAACUUCAGAUCGGUUUCUACCUCCACUCGCAUUGUAAAUGGAAAAAGCACCACCACCAAGAAGAUAAAGGAAAAUGGGACGGAGAGGAUAGAGAUUGAAGAGGAUGGGGUAUUAAAGAGAGUUCUUAUCAAUGGUGUAGAAGAUGAAAUGGCUCUCGCAGUGGAGCUCAGCAGAAGAGAAGGAGAGAAGUCCUCCAUCAUGAGCGGAUCAGCCCGCCACUACGACUGCUCUGCGACUCCACAUCGCUCAUUUAGUGCAGCUCCCAGCUACAACCAUGUGGCUACAGGGGACAGUGAAGAUGAAGAAGAAGAUGAUGAAGAUCUUCAGAUGGCUUUGGCAUGCAGCCUGUCAGAAAUGGAGGCCCAGCAGAAAGCCAAUUCUACCAACUUCAUAUCAGGUGCUGGGGGUAGGGGAAGAACCAAAUGUGGUAAAAUUGGGGGCUGCAUGGGAAAAGGGCUUGUAAAUAGACAAAAAGUUAAUGUGUCCAGUGGUUACAAAGUAGCAGCAGGAGAGCAAGAUGACGGAGGUCACUUUAAAUCUGACACAAGAUCUGGAAAUAUUAUUGAAAAGAAGCAAAAAGGAACCACAGAGCCAGCCACAGCUGCUGUUUCUGCACUUCCGAGUGAAGAAAAGGUCAAACCUGCAGCAAAAACAUCUGAUGGCUGUGUGAAAAAGAAAGUAUGUAGGUGUGUUAUGUGCUAGUGUGGUUUAAAUGCAUAUUUGGGAAGGCUUCCCGUGCUUUUACUUACCAUGGUGUCAGCUUGCCACACUACAUUGUGAGUGCAAAAAUCCUUCUUCGAGGCUAAAGAUUUUGAUGUCAAAAAUAGCAGUUGAAAGAAACAAACUUUAAAGACUUGGAGGUGUUUGUUUUCAGCGUGUAAUCUUGACUUCUGCACAUGAGGUCAAGUGAACCUCAAAAUUAAACUUGUUUUGAUCUGUAGCUGCAAAGGACAUCAAGUAAUUGUUUCUGAAUGACUAUGCAUGUGCCAGUUUUAAUAUUUCCACAGACGGGAAAGGGAAUGUCUGAGUAGGAUGAGAACUGACUGGUGGAAUGGGUAGGAAGUCAGAUGAGAAACACUUUGAAUUUUGUAUUCUUAAAAGAAAUUGUUAGAAAUUGGGGAUACUGUGUUUUUGGAUUUGAGCUACAAGAAAUUUGGUUUCAGUGAGAAGGUUUGAACUGGGAUUGUUCUUUAACAAGUUGGUGCUAAGGAAUUAGAUGAAAAAUAUUAGGUUCUUUUUAAGGAACAUGCAAAAGCCUUAUAACAAUGAAAUGUGUAAGACUGACUAUCUUUCUGUUUGUCUGAGUGUGUGGGUUAAUUGCAAUUUUGCCACAGAAUGUUCUCAUUCAGACUCUAUGGCAAAGACUGAGUAAUAGAAAUGUGCCAAACCAAUGUCAGUCUGAAACAACAAACUGAAAUCAAAAAGCAUAACACAGGACGUUCUGUGGCAGUUUUUGUCUGUUUGAUUAAAUAAGCCUUCUGUAAUUUA
Molecule: messenger RNA, 2312 nt
Organism: Gambusia affinis (western mosquitofish)
Lineage: Eukaryota; Metazoa; Chordata; Actinopteri; Cyprinodontiformes; Poeciliidae
Gene: dnajb2
Product: DnaJ heat shock protein family (Hsp40) member B2
Exons: 9
Coding region: 342-1526 (394 amino acids)
Molecular function (GO): Hsp70 protein binding
Source: RefSeq, a predicted model, not a curated record